Gryllus bimaculatus (two-spotted cricket) is the source of this 825-nucleotide messenger RNA. Lineage: Eukaryota; Metazoa; Arthropoda; Insecta; Orthoptera; Gryllidae. The record is from the annotation of a GenBank genome assembly.
AUGUUUUAUUCCGGAGCGCUCUUUCCGCCCGCGCGAAUUGUUCGCCCGAGGAUCUCGCCUUUCGCGGGCGACGGGAGAGGGGGAGGCGCUCGUUUUCGAGUAAUUAAUGAAGGGGUGCUUUUCGGAGGCCGCUGUGGCUGCUCCGCGGCCGCACGUAAUUGGUGUCGGCUAUUGCCGCUGAUGGCCCAUUAUCCAGCGCACGCCGUCUCCCGCAGGAAGGGCACAUUGAGGCCCCCAAGGAGGAUACACAAGCCUGCUGUAGCGAUGUGGUCGCUCGCCCUCCACCGCUGCAACCGGGCUUCAAAUCCCCAGAUUUUCGGGUUCUUCCAUGGGUCCUUUUCCGUCUGCGAACUAGUUGCGGGCAACGUAGUAAAUGGUAACGGCCUCUCGAGGACGGGCGUACCGAGAGGGAGCAAUGGCAUGGGCGGGCGGUCAUUAACCAAUGAUCCGUGGGCCGUGUUUGUGUCGGUGCGGCUGGUGCCCUUGCGCUGGGCGGUGACGUGUGCGCGCGCGCGGGUACUCCACUGGAACAGCGCACGAGACAUUAUUAUUAUUAUUAUUAUUAUUAUUAUUAUUAUUAUUAUUAUUAUUAUUAUAAGCGAGAAAACUCUACACAUCAAAUCGACGACGAUAUCGUUAAGAACAACGACAUGUGCGUUGUGGGCGCGGCGUCGUAGCCUCUUGCGCCACCGCUCGCCGCCCCAGGCGCGGUUAUCGACGCGAUGCGGGCGGGCGGCCCUGCUCGAAGGCCGGCAAAGUGCCCUCCUGUCAGGCAGCCCAGCGAGCGGACCAAACGCCUGCCUCCGCGAUCGAUUUGCACAUUAG